CCACCUCCUUCAGUUACCUGGUGGAGAGGGUCUACAUUACUAGAUGACAGCUACAAACCAACAGUUAAAGGUGUCGUCAGGAACGAACUGACUCUUAAGAAUUUACAAAGAUCUUUCCUUAUGGAAGUUUUCUCUUGUCAAGCAUCCAACACAAACUUAACGGUUCCAAAGACUAGUUCUGUCAUCCUAGAUCUUAACUUGAAGCCACUCGAAGUGUACAUCAUCGAAUCGAAUCGACCAGUAUCAGCUGGACAGGAAGUAAAAUUAGUUUGUGAAAGUACCGGUUCGAGGCCUCCCGCACAUUUAUCGUGGUGGAAGGACGGCAAGAAGCUAGAAUCGUACAAGGAGAGCGUGUCAGAUGAUGGAAACAUCACCACCAGUUUGCUAACAUUCACACCUUCUGUUGACGACAACGGGAAAUCUUUGUCUUGCAGAGCAGACCAUCCGACGUUGCCAAAUAGUGGAAUUGCUGAUAGAUGGUUACUCAAUGUACACUAUGCGCCCAUAUUGAAUUUAGCACUUGGAGCAAAUAUAUUGAGAUCGAAAAUUAAAGAAGGUAGCGACGUUUACUUCGAGUGCAACAUUAAAGCAAAUCCUAGAGUAACAGAAUUGGGAUGGAUUUUCGAUGGUAAACCACUCUUCAGCAAUACGAAUCCCGGAAUAAUAAUGAUUAAUCAGUCACUUGUAUUACAAAAGGUGAAGAAGGAUCAUCGCGGUCAUUAUAGAUGCAUCGCAUCCAAUUCGGAAGGUGAAGGAAAGAGUAAAGAUGUACAACUUGAAGUUCAGUAUAUACAUUGAUAGACACAGUUACAGGAGGGCAUGCACGAAAGAAAGAAGAAAUUUGCUGUAAAUGGUUGACAGUUUUGAUUUAUGUGCAACUUUACCUUGAUCAAUUUUAUGAAACUGAAGUUUACUGUGUCAUAAAUUCGGGUCAGGCGACAGUAUAAUAUACCGGACACUUCUUAUAGGCCUCUAAGGUAUCCUCGCCUAUUUGAUGAAUGGGUCAUUUUCAAACAUGGCAAACAGACAGUUUCUAUAGUUUUUAUAACAAAAACUAUGACUAUUUUUUCUAUAACAGCAAAAAAUAUUCAGCGAACUCUAUAUUU
Molecule: messenger RNA, 1106 nt
Organism: Centruroides sculpturatus (bark scorpion)
Lineage: Eukaryota; Metazoa; Arthropoda; Arachnida; Scorpiones; Buthidae
Product: cell adhesion molecule 2-like
Exons: 4
Coding region: 121-798 (225 amino acids)
Source: RefSeq, a predicted model, not a curated record